GCCCAGUUACAAAUUGCAACUCUCCUCUUCUGCCAUUUUUAUAUUUAGAACCUACGUUUUGUGAAUAGUUGUUAACUGGGUUUUGAGUCCUUAAAGUUGGUGAACAUAUUUUGUAGGUCAUUUGUCAGGUUGAUAAGCAUGUAUGGAAGUUAGAAAGACUUGAUAGCCUCCAGUAAGAUUAAUUUGGAAGAUUGUAUCAAGAAGAGGAGUGCCAUCUUAAACUAUCUGGGGCCCAACUGUUCAUUCCUCAAGAGGAGGCAAAAUGUCAAGACCUCCAUCCUCACAGACCACCCCCCAGUUCCACAGAGUCAGUGAAAGAGAUCUUACAGAGAUCGAGCUUCACUCUGUGGACUCCAUCAAUGACCUCCACAGAACACACCCUGAACACAGCCAAAAAGGUACACACACACACACACGCGCGCACGCACGCACGCACACCUUUCACACAAUCAAAAAGGUACACCUGCACCUUUAACACAACAAGGUACUCACACACACUUUUUUCACAACUUAACAGGUACAGGCAUACCUUUAAAGCAAUCAAGAAAGGAACACACUGCUUUAAUGCUACCAAAAAGAUAUAUGUCCACCUUUAACACAAACAAAAAGGUACUCACACAUUUAAUGCAACUAAAAAAGUACACACACUUUUAACACAGUCAAAAAGGUACAUGCACCUUAAACACAUCCAAAACAGUACACACACGCUUUGAGCACAAGAGUUAAGGUGGACACAGUAAAAUAAACAAAAAGGUAUAUACACAGAACACAGCCAAUAAUGGAUAUGCACACUAUCCAAACGCAGCUAAAAACUGACAUACAUUCUGAAAACGGCCCUAAUGUACACGCUUACUGUUUACACAGCUAAAAAUGCAAAUACAGCUACUCAUAACACACUUAAAAAGUAACACACACACACACACACACACACACACACACACACACACACACACACACACACACACACACACACACACACACACACUUAGAAGAUGGCAAAAUGAUACUCCAACACUCCUAAAACAGCCAAAAGAUACAUACACACUCCAAAACUGGCAAAAAAUUUCUAACACAGUUUCUCAACACAAGUAAAUGUGCAUGCAUCUAAAAACUGCCUCAAGAGAGAACAGAAAACAGGCAUAAGCUGCACAUUUACACACAUUUAUACAUACAUGCAAGAACUUUUUUGAUCCACAAAGUGAAGUUUGUUUGUCUGGAAUCUUAUGCCAUCUAUUAUUUAUAGAAGGUUUUAAAAAAAAGUCUAAUGGCUGUCAGUACAAAAAAUCUCCUGAAUCUCUUCAUCUUGCAGCAAAGAGAGAGGAGCCAUCGACUCCAGGUUUUUUUUUAACACAUACACAGUACAAAAUAAUAGUUAUGGUUCAUAACUUGAAACUUUAAAGAAAUGAUUCAUACAUAGCCAAAGUAUACACUCACCAACAUGGUAACACAAAAUGCUAAGACAGCACAUAAUACAAAACAACCCCCCCCCCCCCCCCCAUCCAGCAUAGCAGAGAUACACUGGCCAAAAUAUACAAAGAGCACAAGCACAACAGAGACUUUUUCAACACUUUGACUCUUGUUUGUGUGAUUUCAGGGGUUAGGCCUCCUCGUCCUGCUUACUCACCAUCUCUCAAUGGAAAUCUCUUCACCUGUGAUAUGUCAGCUGUUAAUCAAAGACGCCGUCCAGUCAGCAGCAAAUGGCAGACCCGUCUACAGGACAUGUUAACACCAAGUUCAUCCCAUGCUUAUGCUAUGGGCUGUGCCAUCAUCACCUUGCUUCUCUUAACAGUGUUUCUCAUCUUCUAUUUUUUGGGUAACAUAGAUUCAUUUUUUAAAAAUAAUAUUCAAUGAAAAUUCCUGUUUCACUUCACCUAUUUUGCUUUCCGGUUUCCGGUUCAUAAUGCAUUUGUGAUUCUACAUGAAACUGUUUUUCAGUUAAUUUUCUCCUUCAAGUUUUGUCAUGUAAUAGAAAGAUACGUGAAGACUCCAUGAACCCAAACCAUGUUUAGUGUGACUGAAAACUCAGUGUUGUCUUUGUCUAUUUCUCCUCCAGUCCAGCAGGGUGGAGCAGUCCAGAUGCUGACAGAGGCAGUGAGGGAGAAAGAGGAAACAGCCAAAGAGCUGUCACUACUGAUCCAAGAACUGCAAGCACUCAGAAAAAACCUGACAGUCAUGAGAGGGGGGUCAUGAGGAGGUUGCAUGGACACUUUAACAUGCAACAUUCAUGAUAUCAUAGAGAGACUCUGUAGAAUGAAGUAAACUGUGGAUUAUUCCAUGAAGAGGAAAGAUUUGUCAAACAAAUCCUCAUACCUUUUUCAUAACUAAAUGUAACCAUGUAACGGGAUGGUGUGCAUGAACAUGUUGGAUGGUUUGUGACAACUUUUCUUCUCCAAUGGUCACACAAAAGACCUCUCACUGCACUCUGUUUGUCCUACAACAGAACUGUCAUGACAGCUGUAAAGCCGUUUGGAUUAAAUGAAAGGAGACAGAAUAUCUUGUGUCACACUAGAUGUCUUUAUGUGACACUCAAGAUAUAAAGGUCUACCAGCUGUUUUAAUUUUACACUGCCUCUAACUUACUUAAGUGUAGUUUAUUCAACAUGGUGCAUCAUGGUGGACUGAAAAAUACUUUGCAGGCUUUGAUCCUCACUUAAAACAAUAAAAACAAAAAAAGCCUAUACUUGUCUCCUUGUAUUAUCCAUAUUUUCUUCAUUUAUGAUUGCUUACCCUUUCUCUUAGUUUACUGAUUUCCAUGACAGAAUGACAUCUUCUCAAAUUAACAUGGUUUUCAUCUU
This is a messenger RNA of Xyrichtys novacula (pearly razorfish), 2794 nucleotides long. NCBI's taxonomy places the organism in Eukaryota, Metazoa, Chordata, Actinopteri, Labriformes, Labridae. The record is from the annotation of a GenBank genome assembly.